Prorocentrum cordatum is the source of this 288-nucleotide messenger RNA. The record is from the annotation of a GenBank genome assembly. NCBI's taxonomy places the organism in Eukaryota, Dinophyceae, Prorocentrales, Prorocentraceae.
GCCGCCGAGGAGCUCAUCCGGGAGCAGCUCGAGGAGUUCGAGGCGAACCUCCGUGCGGGCCUGGCCGCACGGCGGCAGGCCGGGCUGUCCGUGCCCCGCGUCCCGCCCGCGGGCGCGCUGGAUCUGUUCGAGCGGGUGGACGCGAACAGGGACGGGGUCGUGUCGCGCGGCGAGUUCUCGGCGGCCGUGCGGCAGGGCGUCCUCCUCCCACAGGACGGCGGCGCCGUGCCCUCCGGCGCCGGCGCCGCCGAGGCUGGGCGCGGCAGCCCGGAGCAGACCGCCGUCGAG